This is a messenger RNA of Spodoptera litura, 453 nucleotides long. RefSeq lists its product as uncharacterized. The record is from RefSeq and is a predicted model, not a curated record. Lineage: Eukaryota; Metazoa; Arthropoda; Insecta; Lepidoptera; Noctuidae.
AUGGGUAUGGGAUUAUUGAAACUACUCGACGACUGGCUCGGGAGGAAGCACGGCUCCCUGUCGUUUAGGGUGACGCAGGUGCUGUCGGGGCACGGCUGCUUCGGCAAGUACCUGUGCCGCAUAGAGAGGGAGCCGGACGCCCGGUGCCACCACUGCAUCCAUUGCGGGGAGGACACGGUGCAACACACGCUCGCCGAGUGUGUAGCUUGGGAGGAGCAGCGCCGUGUCCUCAGAAAUGAAGUAGGAAGCGAUCUGUCGUUGCCGGCCGUAGUGCGGAAGAUGGUGGACAGCGCAGAGUCGUGGGACGCGGUGGUGUCUUUCUGCGAGGAUGUGAUGUCGCAGAAGGAAACUGCGGAACGGGAGAGGGAGAUCUUACUGACUUCCUUUCCCAACCGCAGAAGGCGCACCGGGCGUAGGAGAAGGGCCGACAACGCCCUCUUCCGGCCCCCAUGA